GUCAGCUCCAGCUCUACAUGCCCCAACAUCUACCAAGCAGAGGGAAAGGAACCAAGAGGGAAUAAACAAGGCUGAAGCAUGAACAAGGCAGAAUUCAUCACUGUUGUGGGAUGUGCAGUAUUGUUGCUGCUCCACAGGACUCAGACUGAAGCCUGUCCUCCCUCCUGCAGCUGCAGGUCCCUGGGAGAAGCAGAGGAUCUGCAGGUAGACUGCAGCUCCAGGAAGCUGGUGGAGGUGCCUGCCUUGCCCAUUCACACCAAGAGGCUUUAUCUGCAGAACAACAGCCUCACCUGGGUUCCUCCUGGUGCCCUGGACAGCCUGCACAGCCUUCAGGAAGUGAAAAUGUCUAACAACCCUUGGAACUGUGACUGUCACAUUCUGUAUCUAAAACUCUGGUUAGAAGAUGUCUCUGCACCCUCUCUUGCAAGCAUCAGAUGCUCCAGCCCAGCUCACCUCAGGAUGAAACCCCUGGGGCAGCUCACUGGGAACGAGCUGGGGGUUUGUAAGAGGCUUCUCCCAAUCAAGUGUCUUGAGUUCUUUUGGAGAGACCUCAUUUUAAUUGCUGGAGUGAUCAUUACACUUAUUUUAGUAGCCUGGGCUCUGAAAUUCUCAAAAAAACUAGUCUGCCAAAUGCACCUAAGCCAAUACAACUCCAGGGGCUGGCUGUGAGGAGACAUCUCCCCAAAAACCACAAGGUACAAUGAGCUGGGCACUGCCAGCAGCUUCAACUGACACAUCAAGCUCUUCUACCACAAAGAAGCACGUGCACUGGCAACACCAGUUUGAAUGGUAAACAUGCCACAAACAGAUCCCAGGGCUCAAGGUCUGGGCCCUCAGAUAGGCCAGUUUGUUUUAAUUUCCUCUCAGCAACAAGCUGAGUGAUGGACUGACAGGCAAGUUUCAGUCUCCUGCUGCCCACUCACAUGAAAAGCAGCUUUUAAUUAAACAAAAUAUUAAAAAUACUCAUUUAACUUAGGAUUUUUCCACUGAAUUCUCACUGAAUUCUUUGCUAGCAAGAAGAUUUACAUCCUCAAAACCUCCUUUUUAGUAUAUGGAGAGGAACAGAAAUUGUACCAUCUAGCAAUUCUUUCCUCACUCAGAAGCUGGGUGAGUUUGCAGCCCUGUUACUCCCUCCCAGGGUCCUGAUGGGCCUGGUAAGACCAUUCUUGUGCAUAAAUAAAUUCAAGCAUCUCCUUCUGUGAUUCUGUGAUCUCUGCCUCAGGCUCAGGAGUUUCCUGCCAGCAACACCACAAUGACUGUAGGUCAGCCACAUGUAUCCCGUGUUAAAUGUGUUUAAAGACAGACAAUUAAGGAGAAUAUCAUCAGGAAAAAUAAUGUUAAUAUUGUGGGAGUUCCUAGAGAGUGAACAAUAAAAAAAGCAUUCUAUGUGAAAUGGAAUGAAUGGAUGUUUAUGGGACACUCAGACUCACCCAAGUUUGAUCUCUUUCACAAUUCUGCACAUUUCUGAUUAAAAUCCUGAGAAACUUCCAGAGACUGACUUGCAGUUUUAUUACUGAC
Molecule: messenger RNA, 1518 nt
Organism: Apus apus (common swift)
Lineage: Eukaryota; Metazoa; Chordata; Aves; Apodiformes; Apodidae
Gene: GP9
Product: glycoprotein IX platelet
Exons: 2
Coding region: 79-669 (196 amino acids)
Source: RefSeq, a predicted model, not a curated record